UUGUCUCAUGAUUAUUCAUGUUUAUUCAACAAAAAAUAUGUUUCAGAAUGUUCACCGUUCCAGUAUCGUUGUCGAUGUGGAGCUGUGAAAUGCAUUGAUAUCGAGAGAAUUAACGACAACUAUCCGGAUUGUGAUGACGGAUCUGACGAGUUCGGUUUUCAACAUACUGAUCAGUUGUCUUAUGCGUGUACCGAGCAGCAAUUGGAAGUCAGCGAUUCCGUACCCAUAUCGUUCGCUCCGCCCCUGAUCCCUUGUACGGCUUCAGUGAAGCUGCGGUGCAAAGCAAACAGCAACGAAAUAUGCAUUAUGAUACUAGGAAAGCCGACUUGCGCUUGUAGGCGCGGGUUUACCCGUAUCCGUGGAAGGACCGAUUGCUUGCCAACCGAGCCAGUAUAUGUUUGGGCAGCCGCUUCAACGAAUGCCGAACAGGGUCAAAAGAGACCGUACCUCUCGCGCGAUUUCACUCUUCGAUCAGAGAGACUCUGUCGUAGGCGGGACAACAGAUCGUGCAUAAGCGAGAACGAAAUUUGUGCGACGAAGCAUGGUAUGCUGUCCUGCACCUGCAAAGCCGGAUAUGUUCGAAACCCAAGCAACGAGUCAUGCCAGAUACAUGAGGUACAUUCUCUGUUGUGUGCUUGUCAAGGGUUGCAGAACGAAUGCGAAAAGAGCAGCACUAAUGAUUGCGACGUCAACGCGUUGUGCAUCGAUAAUCCGCUGUCGUACGAAUGCCUGUGCAAGGAGGGUUACCUGGACACGUCGCCUCUUCCACACUCGCUGCCCGGACGAAGCUGCAUUCCGCUGCAAUUUAAAUGCAAGGACGAAAACGGAAGCGCGUGCGAUUCAAAUGCAGAAUGUCUGCAUAUUUUGGGAAGCUUUAUAUGUCGCUGCAAACCCGGAUUUUAUGACGCUUCUCCUGACAAGCUGUCGAAUCCUGGAAAAGCAUGCAUCGAAGGUAAGGUAAUUUCGAGACAAAUGCUGUACGUUUUCGUGGCUGAUGACUAUGCAAUAAGAUAUUAAAC
Molecule: messenger RNA, 1019 nt
Organism: Soboliphyme baturini
Lineage: Eukaryota; Metazoa; Nematoda; Enoplea; Dioctophymatida; Soboliphymatidae
Source: the annotation of a GenBank genome assembly